This is a messenger RNA of Sphenostylis stenocarpa, 528 nucleotides long. The record is from the annotation of a GenBank genome assembly. NCBI's taxonomy places the organism in Eukaryota, Viridiplantae, Streptophyta, Magnoliopsida, Fabales, Fabaceae.
AUGGAAGAGGAGAGGGAGAGGAAAAGAGAAAAAAGGCCUUUUACAGAGAAAUCACAGAUCUGCAGAAGAGAAGAGAAGAAAAGGAAGGGUCAUGGUCAUAUAUACACAUCACAUCAUGUGAAGAAACCAGGAGUCAACGAAGCAGGAAUAGCCGUCGAUUCUGGAAAAGACGAGAGAGGGAGAGAGAGAGGGUGUGGUAAGGGCACAGUAGCUAGCUACAACACACACAAACACACGGUUAGUUGGCUUACAAAUGGCGAUGAGAUGAGAGGAAAACGACAUUCAUUGCUCCAUGCAAUUCUGUUCUUCUCCGGUAUCCGUGUCGGUUACGUUUUAAGGCAAAGAAGAGUGAGAAAGAAUGAGUGCGUGUGGUGCGAGGUGCGUGGUGGAGAGGAGAAGGCGGAGAGGUGGAAAAAGGGAAAGGGGUGGGGGGUAGGGUUUGAAGCGACCAAGGUGGCAGAGAGGAUCAGAAGUGACAAAACUGCGACGCGUAAAGGAGAAUCGUCAAAAAAAGGUGAAGCGCAUUAA